GUAGAGUAUUCAGUAGUGAUUUGAACGUAUCGGUAUGCGGUUGUGUACAAUUUUUGAUUCGAACGUCAAAUGGAAUGUGUGCAUUGAUACGAUCGCAUAACGUUUCAUAGGAACACAACAAGAAAGUUUUUAUUUUUAUUAUUUUUUCAAAUUUACUCCAAGAAGUGUGUACUGCAGUUUGUAUAUUCAUUUGCGCUAUUCGAAACAAUAUUUUGAAUAGACUGUUCGGUACACGACUAAACUGAUAAUAUUAGCAACUUUAUGUGACCAGCAAAAUAUUAAAAAAUUGAAAAGACGAAAUUCAAUCAGUACCCGGCACUUAAAACGAAUCUAUUAUUUUGUUCGUUUGUUUAUUAAAAUGGAGUUCAGUUCAUAUCAUUUUGUGUGCAUAAUACUUUUAGUCUCGGUGACACAGGGAAUGGCCAAAGUUGGAUUAACGAAUUCAGACGACGAAAUUGUGGCGGCUAAUUCAAUUCAACAUCAUCAAUGUCAGGAAUCGUGUCUGCAAAAGUAUACAAUAAAUGCCACUGCAUGUCUUCAAACACCUGUUUGCUCAAAGUGCUGGCAAUUAUGCAGUGAAUCCACUCAAACACAAAAACCAUGGCCAAUAAGAGUCGCAACGAUGGUCAAACAAGAGUUUCUUGUCGCUACACACUUAGCCUGGGAACCGUCAAAUGUACUCGUCAAUUGCUUAGUGACAUGGGAGGUCUACGGAGGCGGAUUAAUGGGCAAUCUAUUGACUGAUACAUCCAACGUUGAAUUAUCCCUCUGGCCAGACACAAAAUACCGUGUCGAAGUCACGUGUAAAAAUAAAAUGACCGACGAAACAAUAAAAUCGUUACCAAUUGUUGUCGAUACGAGCAACGCAAUCGAAAUGAAACCCGAACCGGAUCAAUCAUCAAACUACAUUCAACAGUCAAUCGCUGGCCGAACCGCCGUACGUAAUGACCAUCAAACAGUCAAAUCCACCAAAAACGAUGACAAGCAAAAAUUGCGUGAAGUAGCCAUCUAUUUUACGCUUCCGAUUGCAUCGUGGGAAGCCAAGCAUCCGUACUUGAAGCAAAGUAUAUUGGGCGGUGUCGCUGCAUUGAUUGCAUUCUUAUUUGUGCUCACUGUAUUUUUGGCUUUGCGCAAACGAUUCUAUGAUAACAAAACCGACGCGUAUUUACGUGAGGUGAAGAUCAAUAUUGACAGAUAAAAUACUUUUUCUGUUUCUGGGUGAAAUUCGUAUAUCGCAUCGUAUAUAGACAUUUUAAGUGUAAAAAAAAAUUAAUGAGAAAACGUUUUUUUUUAUUAUUUCAUUUGCUUGUAUAAAUAAAAUUGGACAUUGUUGUAAAAGCCUAAAUAUUUGUGGAACGGCGAAGAAUGAAAAAUUGUACGGAGUAAGUCGCAUAUAUUUACCAUGGGAUCGAUUUCGAACAUUUUAAGUAAAAAACGAUGUCCAUAACUUACAUUACGUUACAACAAUUAUAUAUGCGUUAAAAAAGAAACGUUUUGUGUUGUAGCGAUAUAGCUUAUAAUGUGUGUAUGUGUGACAACUUUUUUUUUUUUCAUUUUCUUUUAUUUAUUUACAAAAUUCUUUUAUAUUCCAAUGAAGUGUUUCGGUUCGUUCGAUUGAGCCACAAUAUUUUUUUUAGUGAUAAACCUAAUUGAAGUCUGAUUGAGGAAACUACCAUUUGAAAUUACAAGAAAAAAAAAUAUUUUAAAGUUGAAGCAAAUCGGAAUGAUCAGAUGAAGUGAAUGUGAUAUGUUCGAGUAUAUGUUUCUUUCAACUUUAAAAUAAUUUCUUUUUAAAUUAUUAAAUUUGCUUAGUACAAACAUGACAUCGGACAUUCUUUUAAUCAAUUUUUUUUUCGUUUUUUUUCCUAAGAAACGUUAGGCCUUAGGUUGGUUCAAUUUUUCAAAGUUUUCUUUUCGAUUGAUUUCGUUAUUCCCUUUUGAUUGAUUUUUUCCCGCAGAUGGAAAUGCUCCUUGAGGCACUGAAAGAUUGUGCAAGUCUAAAAAUUGACACCGUAAGUCCGCAGAAGACUCAAAAUAUUUAUUUUUUGUGCGUUACGCACCUUCUACCUCCCACCUGAGUUGUGUGUCUGGCCUAAUACAAAUAAGUUGUUCAAGGAAGCCAGUUCGACCAAGGUUCUCAAAGAACCAGGUUAAGACAACUCUGAGUUGAUCACGAAGGCGGUGACACACAAAUUGAGUUCAGCGGCUACGAAGUUUAAAUGAAAUAGGCAACUUAACAAAAACAAAAUUCCGAAUUUUCAUAAAAAACACUUUCUUCAAGUUGGUUUCACAUACAAACUGUACUGAGUGCGUUUAUCAAUUUCGGUGUCACCCGCCUUCGUGGGUGUCUUAACCUGGUUCUUUCAGAACCUUGAGUUCGACAUUGUACAUGUAGCGAGAGAACUACGUUCACACUGAGAUGUGUAUUGCAAAAAGUAUAACCUCAAUGUUAAAUCUACUAUAUAAUUAGCAGUUAUGAUACCUCUAUCAUACUACGAUCAAAUCGUAAUUAUUUGGGAAUUGCUUAGAAAGGUGACGCCGUAUCGUCAAUCUCUUAUUUUUAUUAGUGGACUUUGUUGCACGCAUUCAUAGAUGUUUGUAAAUAUGUAUAAGAAAGUGGGCUGAGUGAAUAAGAUAUUGAUAACACGACGCAACUUUUUGGUGAUCGUGACUUUAGUGAAUUCUUGAUAUUUCUCAAAUAAUAACAAAGUCUUACCUAGACAAAGAUGGUGAAUUAUAACAAAAAAUGAAAACGAAAA
Bradysia coprophila is the source of this 2759-nucleotide messenger RNA. RefSeq names its product transmembrane protein fend-like. NCBI's taxonomy places the organism in Eukaryota, Metazoa, Arthropoda, Insecta, Diptera, Sciaridae. The record is from RefSeq and is a predicted model, not a curated record.